This is a messenger RNA of Peromyscus californicus insignis, 7905 nucleotides long. It is a transcript of the gene Tmem132b, whose product is annotated as transmembrane protein 132B. NCBI's taxonomy places the organism in Eukaryota, Metazoa, Chordata, Mammalia, Rodentia, Cricetidae. Bases 71 to 3307 code for a protein of 1078 amino acids. The record is from RefSeq and is a predicted model, not a curated record. The transcript has 9 exons.
GCGGCGGCGGCGGCGGCGGCGGCGGCGGCGCUGGAGCGAGCGGAGCCCGGCGCCGGCUCCCGGGAGGACCAUGCGGGCCCCGGCCGCGUCGCUCGGGCUGCUGCUGGCGCUGAGCGCGCUCCGCUGCGCAGAGAGCACGGGUCGAGGCGUGGCAGACAGUCUGCAGAGGUUCUCUUCGCUGCCUGCCUAUCUCCCAGCCAGCUUCCACGUCUCUGAUGCAGAGGAGGCGUUCUUCCUCAAGGAGGCCAACCAGGACCUCAUGCGCAACGCCAGCCUGCAGGCCCGGUCCGCCACACUCUUCAUCCACCGAGCCCAGAGCCCUCCCACCAUCAACGCCAGCUACGGCCCCUUCUCUGCGGAGAAGACGGUGCCCUGGGACUUCCUGCUCACCCCCACCCCUUUUGGAAAUAUGGAGAGGUUCCCUUUCAACUGGAGGCUCAAAUCCCACAUCCUCGACAGCUCCAUCUUUUCCAACAGACCCAAAGUGCAGACGCUGUUCUAUGUCACUGGCAUGGGCUGGGACGACAAUGACCCUGGGGAUGAUCUCCCCUGCGUUAAGAUGUUUGCUUUCCCAGAGGCCAGGGAGGUGGCGGCCAGCUGCCGGCUGCAAGGAGCCCCUGGGCUGUGCGUGGCGGAGCUGGAGCUGUUGCCUGAGUGGUUCAGCUCGGGUCUGGACCUGGAACCCGAGGAGGAGAUCCCGGCGAUCCUGGGUGGCACGGCCAUGGAACUCUUCUUUGCUCUUUAUCCAGCCAAUGAGGCUGGUCAGUGCCCGCUGGAGGAGGAGGGCAAGUGGGAAAACAACAUCCACUCAGAACAGGAGGAACCUCAGCCGGUGCUCCCUGCCCGGGAGAGGAUCGGCAGUGUGGUGGUCUACCCUACCCAGGACGACCUGCGGUGGUCCUUGGUGAGCCUCGACGACAACGUCGCCCUCUCCGUUCCUCUGAACCUCAUCCGGGAAGGGGACACGGCGACCUUUUUGGUUUCUCUGGCCAGUGGCUCCGUGGCAGAACGGUUCACGCUUCGAAUCAAGGCAGCCGCGGGCGUGAGGAUAACGGCAGUGCGGGUGAGCAACGAGAACCAGUGGGCAGUGCAGGAGGACAUUGAGCAGGAUGGUACCCAGACCACGGCAGCCCUGGCCUGCGUGGGACACCACCCGGAGAAACAGAGCAGGGCAAAUGGCUCCUACUAUGAGAUUCUGCAAGUGGACUUCGGCGUUGACAACAGCAGUGGCCUGGCUGGGGCCCAGCAAAUCACCUGGCAGGUGGAAUACCCUGUGGAAGACUCCAUGAGCGAGCUCUUCGUCUCUGAGAUCUUCAUCAGCCAGACGACCUUUGUGGGCAUUGUCCCUCUUGCUAUGGACACAGAAGUUUUGAACACCGCCAUUCUCACAGGAAAGCCUGUCUCGGUUCCUGUCAAGGUCGUGGGGGUUCAAGAAGACGGAUCUGUAGUGGACGUGUUGGAGGCUGUGGAAUGCAGGUCGGCCGAUGAAGAUGUUGUGAAGGUCUCCAACACCUGUGAUUCUAUCUUUGUGAAUGGGAAGGAGAUGAAGAGCAAAGUGGGCACCAUCGUGAACUUCACCCACCAGCACUUCACCUCCCAGGUGGAGAUCACCGUCUGGGUGCCCCGCCUGCCGCUGCAGAUAGAGAUCUCAGACACAGAGCUGAGCCAGAUCAAGGGCUGGAGGAUCCCGGUGGCCGCCAACAGGAGGCCCACCCGGGAGAGUGAUGAUGAGGAAGAUGAGGAGAAGAAGGGGCGAGGGUGCACUCUGCAGUACCAGCAUGCCCUGGUGCGGGUUCUCACUCAGUUUGUAACUGAGUCACCUGACCUGGGUCAGCUGACCUACAUGCUGGGCCCCGACUGGCAGUUUGACAUCACCGACCUUGUGACCGAGUUUGUGAAGGUGGAGGAACCGAAAAUUGCCGAGUUACAGGAUGGCAGGAUCCUGGCAGGGCGGGAGCCGGGCAUCACUACUGUGCAGGUCCUCUCGCCUCUCUCUGACUCCAUCCUGGCUGAGAAGACAGUUAUUGUCCUGGAUGACCGUGUCACCAUCACAGAGCUGGGUGUGCAACUGGUGGCUGGCCUGUCCCUUUCCCUGCAGCCUCACAAGGUAGACAAGAGGGCCAUUGUCUCUACAGUGGCUGCUCAGGAUGUGUUCCAAGCCCCACAGCAGGAGGCCAUAGUCAGUUCCUGGAUUUUGUUCAGUGAUGGCUCAGUGACGCCUUUAGACAUUUACGAUCCCAAGGAUUUCUCAGUGACCGUUUCCUCCUUGGACGAAAUGGUGGUAUCCAUCCAGCCAAACCCUCAGACCAGAUGGCCAAUCGUCGUUGCUGAGGGCGAAGGACAGGGUCCCCUGAUCAAGCUAGAAAUGUCGAUCAGUGAAUCUUGUCAGAAGAACAAGAGGAAGAGUACUCUCGCUGUGGGUAAAGGAAAUGUCAAGGUCAGAUUUGAACCUGGGAUGCACGAGCACCGAGGAGGUGGCAAUGAUAUCGAAGGCGUAAACCGGGAAUACAAAGGCCACCUCAGCAAUUCCAUAGAGCGUGAGGGAAGCCAGGAGCGAGCAGCCCAGGAGUGGUUCCAACAUGGCUCACCAGUUGGCCACGAGGACAGGACCAACAAAAGCACAACCCCACAGUCUCCUAUGGGAGGAAAGCUACUCAAAGGUGGAGCAGAUGCCUUCACAAGCUUCCCCACUCAGGGGAAGUUACCAGAAUCCAAUAACCCUGGUGACCUCACGAUGACCUCCAGGGGGUUAACAGAUUUGGAGAUUGGCAUGUACGCCCUGCUCUGUGUCUUCUGUCUGGCCAUCUUGGUCUUCCUGAUCAACUGCGUGGCCUUUGCUUGGAAGUAUAGACACAAAAGGUUUGCAGUAAGUGAGCAAGGCAACAUCCCCCAUUCCCACGACUGGGUCUGGCUUGGGAAUGAGGUAGAACUUCUGGAGAACCCCGUGGACAUCACUCUCCCCUCGGAGGAGUGCACAACCAUGAUUGACAGGGGUCUGCAGUUCGAGGAGAGGAACUUCCUGCUGAAUGGCAAUUCCCAGAAGACUUUUCAUAGUCAGCUGCUUAGGCCUCCUGACUAUGUAUAUGAGAAAGAGCUGAAAAACGAACCUAUGGGUUCCUCCGGCCCAAAGAGGAAGAGAGUCAAGUUUACUUCCUACACCACCAUCCUCCCUGAGGAUGGGGGCCCAUACACCAACUCCAUCUUGUUUGACAGCGAUGACAGCAUCAAGUGGGUCUGCCAGGAUAUGGGGCUGGGGGACUCACAGGACUUCAGAGACUAUAUGGAAAGACUACAGGACCAGAUGUAAAGUCCUUUCUUAAGUUCGUAUUCACCUUUAUGCCUUCUGUUUUCUGAACGGUGGAGCAGUGAGUCUGAUCAGCAAUAGGGGGUGACUCAACAAAGUGUCAGGGUAGGGGGUCUGGAGGGAUCCCUCUCUAAGUGGGUAUCAGCCGUCUAGAGAGCUGGGUGAUGUCUACAAAACAGUGGCUCCCAGGGAUGGGAGACAUUCAGAGGCAGCAGCCUAGCGGUAGACACGACCCCACAGACACUGUUGGUCACCUCAUGACCAAUGGCCGUGUGUAAUGAGGGAUGUUCCGGAUGGUGAUUUUUCUAUUCCUAGCCCUUUUAAAGCACAGUGGACACUCAUUGCGUGUGGCCUGAGUUCGGAUCUCCAUGGCGGAAGAUGACUGAAUGUAGCUUCCUUAGUUGUCAGGAGUGAGGCUCAUUAUUUUUAUAUACAUUUGGACUCGCACUUGUUCUUUUGACCUUACAUUUUUUGAGGGGGAGGGGUUGUUUCAGAAACACAUAAAGAAGAAUUAUGUUGUUCCUAUGAGUUUUGUUCACUGGGGCUCAUCACAUCCUGACAUUUCUGAGUCUCCACACAGGAUGUCAUUUUUUUUUUUUAAAACUUUGUUGCUGGGGAUGGUGUUUAAGCAGCAUAUUCUCAUGCUUUGUCUCCUUCUUCUUGCCAUUGGACUUUGUUAUCUAUCUCGGCAACAGGGAUCUCACUGGAGACCCAGAAGAGAGAUUUUUUUCUUUUUACAAUCAUUUUCCACAUGAAGUUUAACCAAUUUGGAGAAAAGUUGUGUCACAAGCAUCUGUUUUCAUUGUCUGCUUGUUAGUUAUUUGCAGAUCUCCUGGGGGUAGAGUUCUGAGGGCAGAGAGACUCCAACAUCACAGUAGGGAUAUAAGUCCUUUGUGCUCAACACAGUGUAUUAUUCAAAGUAAAAUAAAAAGCAGGAUUGAAGGGCUGGAGAGAUGGCUUGGUGGUUAAGAGCACUUGCUACUCUUGUGUAGGACCUGGAGGUCAGAUCACAGCACCCACGUGGUGGCUCACAAACCUUCUGUAACUCUAGGGCCAUGGGAUCUGAUACCCUCUUCUGGACUCAGUGGGUACUGCACUCAUGUGCGCAUACACAGACACACAUACACAUAACUAGAAAAAACAACUCUUUUAAAAAGCAGGAUUGAUCUACACAGAAAAGGAAUGAAGAAACAGCUUCACAUUCAACUUUCCACUUUGCAUAUUUAAAAAAAACAUCGAUGUUUCAAGUUAGCAAUAUAUAGAAGUCAUCCAUACAAUGACUGAAAAAAAAAAAACAGAACCCUCAAUUGUCACUUGGACAGAGAAGAAACCAUCUCAGGCACCUUUUGGUAGAGAAAGCAAUGGUUUCUCCAAAUCCAUAACUAUAAAUGAAUGUCCCAGAGCCCAGGAGUCAGCUGUUACAAAAAAACUAUGGUAUUCAGUCAAAGUUGCAAGAGAAAAAAGAUUUUUUUGCAUAAUUUUAAAUAAAAGUGCUCUUUACAAGCAUCAUGAACAGCUUCAAGGAAGGCAGAGAUCUUUGGAUUGGCAAAAUGUGACAUUUUUGUUUAUCACGAUGAUGUAACUAGAAACCCAGGCACUUGACUAGUAUGCCACAUUGUGAACUAACCGAGUCAUUGUCAGCUCCCUAAAAUGGGAUUUUAAAAGGUCCAAAGCAGGAAGCACAUGCAGGGGGUCACUGAUGUCCAAGGGCUGAUAUCUGAGCCUCUCAGAGGAGACGUUUUCUUAUUCCUCUGCUCUCAUUUUGUGUAUGUCCAGGCUGGAAACAAGGCAGCUGGCCCUCCUGUAGCCAUGACGGGACAGCUAAGACAUUCUCCCUGCCUCUCCCACGCCCAGCAUUGCAGUGUGUUUACAAACAGGGUUGGGCAUGUAGGUCUCAGACUUCAACCUCCAGAACUACGAUUCACUUGCUUCUGUGUUUAGAAUGACUUCUAAGAACUGGAGCUACCGGGGUUCUCAAAACCUUCCAUCAGAGACUGAAGCCAGGAGAUGAAGGUGUUGCAUAACCUUGGCUGACAUCUGCUGCUGCUAAGAGGUCUCUAGUUAGCUGGCUGCUUCUGGAAAGGUUGGACUGGGAGCAGGUAGCCCCACACCACCUGUGCAGGACAGCAAAGUUGCAGAUAAGUGUGGCUCCUUUCAUGAGCCAUUUAAAAAUCCUAUCUCCCAUCACAGAAAUAAUGGGAAUCGAUAGUGAGGCACCUGUCUGGAGACAAGGGCACACAAAGCAGGCUGCCUCCUAUUGUUUAGGUGAGGCCCUGGGCUUGCCUAUAUAGCUUAGCAGGAAAUUCCUAAGGGCAGCAUAAGUAAGUGAUUGACAGGCUUGAAGUGGGCGGGGAGGAGCUGACCACGGUGCUGAAGAUGCCUCCAUGGGCCUCUUAGAUACACUCAGUAAAUUCGCCUCAGUGCACAUUUUACCGUAUCUUUGUGUUAGGACACCGUCAGUUCAAAACAAAGUCAAGUGGCAGGUUCUGAGGGAAAUGACAUUUUUUAAACAUGUGACACACAGUUAUAUACAUACAUACGCACUAGUGUCCGCAUCUGUGUGUGUGUGUGUGUGUGUGUGUGUGUGUGUGUGUGUGUGCAUACCAAGGAGUUACAGACUCAGUCAGUUGGUAGGAAUCAACAGAACCUGCCCGUCAUUCUUAGAUUUGGUUUGGACAGGAUUCAGCAUCUCAGUGUCAUGGAAGCAUCUUAUGCUCUAAAUAUCUCAUGCAGAUCAUACACUGUGGCUAUCUCACCUGAGUUUUCCAUCAAGUCAGCUAUGAUGUUUGUGCUAGCUCCUAAAACACCUGAACUAGAAUGGGGGAGAUUGCAUAAACCAUCAAGCCUUAAAAUCCAUGCAGUUGCCUGGACUUCAGUUUUCACGGCUGAGAGAUCCAAAUUAUAACUUGAUAUAUUUAUUUCAUAUAUAUAUAUAUUUAUGAUUAUUUAACCUGAUCCAGACACACAUUAUCAAGUCCCUUGCUCUGCCGCCAGAGUGAUGUUUAUGCUCAGAUUCAUCCUGAGGGAUUCGGGAGAUAGUGGCAGGCUAUAAGCUCUUUGGCCACACAGAGAUUGAGACAUGUGAUGGACACCUGGUAGUGUGACCCAGGACAUUCAAAGACAAUGAUGCCACUGUCUUCAGAAUUUGCAUGUGGUACUUUUGGGGUCAAGGAAUAGGGACUCAAGAGGCAGGUGGCCACACCAAAGAACUGGAGCUGAACGGUAGGUGUGCUAGAUCUGAGAGACUCACAGGUACAAUGGGAGCUUUGGCCAGAGAGCAACAUCUAACUAAUAUUAGAAAACUGUCUGCAUGGUACACUGGCCAGGGCACAUUCCCAGACUAUGGCAGUUCUGAGCUGUCUAGGCAGAACAUUUCUAUUUAUAGACACAAAUACAGCCAAGACAUGCAUUGAUUUUAUUUUACCCCUUGGCCACACCUAUGGGUGGAAGUAUUUUGUAACUCACUUAUUUAAGGUUUAGGAAGCCAUGUUUGGUAUUCUGAUCAACAUUUUUUUGUUUACUCUUAUCAGGGCUGGAGAGAGAGAGAGAGAGCUCAGUUGGUAAAGUUUGCUGCACAAGUCUGAGGGCUGGAAUCCGACCCUCCAGCACCCACAUAAUAAUCCAGGCAUGUUGGUAUAUGCUUAUAAUCCCAGCAUGGGGGAGGUGGGGACAGACAAGCACCUGAGACUUCCUUUCCAGCCAGCCUUGCCUAAUAGGCAAGUUCCAGAUCCCAGUCAGAGACCCUGUCUCAACAUGAAGGUAGAUGAUGCCUGAGGAAUGUCGUCUGAGAUUGACUUCUGGUCUACACACAUGCUUCCAUGCAUUCAUGCACACACACACACAGAGAGAGAGAGAGAGAGAGAGAGAGAGAGAGAGAGAGAGAGAGAGAGAGAGAGAGAGGGAGAGAAAGGGUGUUGAGACCACAAUGAAGCUGUGUCCAUCAGUGAGGAGUCCCCUGGUCCCCAAACAGUGACCACAGGCAGUGAUUCCAAGUCCUAUCUUCAUCCCAUUGGGUUUUCUACUCUGGUCAUCUAAAGAGAGUCACAUUUCUCCAUUCAGGUCUUUGUAAAUGACACCAUAGAUGGUUUAUGAAUUGCACCUUUCUUCUCCAUCAAAACCGUAUCCGUAUAAUGUAAUGCAUCUCAUCUGUCAUGUAGAGGGUGGAUGGUGGGACAAAGUUUUGCUGAAAUACAGACAGCAGAUAUUUUUGUAUGUAAUAUAGGCAAUAUAAUGAAACUGUGAAUGGUGUACUGGAAUAAAUACAUUUAAAAAUAAAAGCAUGUGAAACAGCUUUUAAGUGUACAGACAUCCAGCUCAACCAUAUUUAAGUGGAUGACGGGAAAAGCAUCGGGGUCUGACAUUGAAAAAUACACCCAAUUAGGAAUUCUGACCUGGAAAGGACAUUGUGGCUCAUGCUGGGAUUGUUGGUGAAAUCUUCCAGAACAUUUUGAUCUUACUCUUCAUUACAUUCUGAAUUUUUUCCUCCCUCCCCAACUGGAAAUAUUUCAGAAAUAAAAUGACUUCAUUUUUCAGCAUAAAGGUAUAUUCUAACCACAGGGUAACUCAUCAUUUUUAACAUGGAAAUAAACAUUUGAACAUUC